Molecule: messenger RNA, 1718 nt
Organism: Pseudomyrmex gracilis
Lineage: Eukaryota; Metazoa; Arthropoda; Insecta; Hymenoptera; Formicidae
Product: sodium channel protein para-like
Exons: 9
Coding region: 939-1718 (259 amino acids)
Biological process (GO): neuronal action potential; membrane depolarization during action potential; sodium ion transmembrane transport
Cellular component (GO): plasma membrane; voltage-gated sodium channel complex
Molecular function (GO): voltage-gated sodium channel activity
Source: RefSeq, a predicted model, not a curated record
GUCGUCGUCGUCGUCGUCGUGGUCUUCGUGAUCCGUCGGUUGGUUCUUUUUCUAUAUAUUUGUCAGUGUGAAAGUGUAUUUAAUCAGUGUCUUCGCACGGUGGUGCUUGGUUGUGCUACCCAAGUAUUUCGAGGCUAAACGAGCAAGGCCCGCGGAGGUAUCCCAGAGAACCCGCCCCCUCUUCCCCCGGACGUCGCAGUGCCACUCUUCUCUCCAUAUCGUUACGUCGCUACGCUUCUCUUUUAUGUUCUCAGUGGUGACUAUCUGCACUGGAGAGUGUUCGACCUCCUCGACCAUCAAAAUCGGCCGAAACGAAGAGACCAGACUAUGUUAUUUCGGAUAACGGAUUGAUCGCACUCGUCGCUUCAUUCACACGUCGGACAUGAAAAAUCUUGGUUCGCGUUGGACGGUCCCCGACAUAGCACGCACUGCCGCAGCGCGUUCGUCAUUUCUCGUCGCCAUUACGUUGGAACGAGAUUCAGGUAGCAGCAGCAGCAGCAUCAGUAAGAGCAGCAGCAGCAGCAGCAGUAUCCGCAACAGGAACAAAGUUAGAAGUAGCGGUAGCAGCAACGGCAGUAGCAGCAGCGGCAGAAGCGGCAACUGUAGCAUUCGCGCGACGGCGAGGAGCAGAGACAACAGCGGCAGAUCGGCAAUCGACGUGCUGCACGGAGAGCAUUUAUCCGUCCGAUCGUACGUAACGGCGCCGUGUGAUCGCAUCGUCGGCUCGACGCGACUCGCCGAAUCGACGAUUUCGCCCGGAAAUCGGCCGCAAGUAGUCGGGAACAAAUCGCGACACCGGACCCGUCGAAGUCCCCAGAAGCAGCAGCAGCACCAACAACUCCACUACCCCCCCGCAUCGUGGGACACGCGCACACUACACUUCAGGAACUGUUAGCACCGAUCAAAAGAAGGUGGCUCAGCUGUGCGCAGCCUAGACAAUGUCCGAAGAUUCUGACUCUCUAUCAGAGGAAGAAAGAAGUUUGUUCCGUCCGUUCACGCGGGAGUCCCUGGCAGCGAUCGAAGCUCGCAUCGCCGAGGAAGAGGCCAGGCAGAAGGAACUUCAGCAGAGAAGAGAGCAAGGCGAGGAAGGUUUUGGACGGAAGAAAAAGAAAAAAGAAGUACGAUAUGACGACGAGGACGAGGACGAAGGUCCUCAGCCGGAUCCAAUGUUCGAGCAGGGAGCGCCGAUCCCGGUCCGACUGCACAACGAAUUCCCGCCCGAGUUGGCCUCCACACCUCUCGAGGAUAUUGAUACCUUCUACCAUAAUCAAAGGACCUUCGUCGUCAUUAGCAAGGGAAAGGACAUAUUCAGGUUCUCGGCCACGGAUGCGAUGUGGUUGCUCGACCCGUUCAACCCAAUACGACGCGUGGCCAUUUACAUAUUGGUUCACCCGCUCUUUUCCCUCUUCAUCAUCACCACGAUAUUGGUUAACUGUAUACUCAUGAUCAUGCCCACCACGCCUACCGUCGAAUCAACCGAAGUGAUAUUUACGGGCAUCUACACAUUUGAGUCCGCCGUUAAGGUGAUGGCGAGGGGUUUCAUUCUGCAGCCUUUUACCUAUCUUAGAGAUGCAUGGAAUUGGCUCGACUUCGUAGUUAUAGCUUUAGCUUAUGUGACGAUGGGCAUAGAUCUAGGCAACCUUGCCGCUCUCAGGACAUUUCGAGUCCUCCGAGCCUUGAAGACUGUCGCUAUUGUACCAGGUAUGCUUAGAGUAUAG